AUGACGUCUCUCUUCCCUCUCCUCCAUGUACCAAACCUCCCGUUAGCCAGAAUUAUCGAUUUUAUGGAGCCCAAUGAAUUAGUGUCGCUGUCUUUCUGCUCUCAAAAAAGCUACUCUGUCAUUAAAACUCUACGAAAAACGCCUCAUGACGAACGUCUGCAUGUCAGGGAAUCCAAUAUACCAUUCCUUUCACUUUCAAAUUUCGACUGUAUGUUGAAUACAGGUAACUCUGCAUAUAUCUCAAGAUCUGAUAAAGAGGAAUAUGUGAAAUUGGGUGGGCAACAAGCACGAGUCAAAAUGCACCGUCUAAUCAAAUAUUUGAUAAUAUAUUGGGAGGAUAAACUGAAUGGAUUGAAGGCUAUCACUGACUAUGUUGCCAAUUUAUUCAAUAUUGAUGUAUCAGAAGUCUGUGUAUGUAAAGAUACAUUCAAACUGAUUGAACAUGUGAACACUAAACAGAAGACACCAUUGAAAAAAGUGGUUUACGUAGACUGGGGUGCCAGUCCAUCGGAAGAUGAAAUGAAUUAUAUUCUGAGGGAUUGCCAGUGUUCAUCUCAAAUAUGCAUAUACUCAGAAGCUCCGCCCAAUUUUCGCUUCUCGAAUAACUUCCGUAGAAUCGACUGCUUAGACAUCAGUAAUUCCAAAUGGGUAACAAUUGAUAACCUAUUGACCAUGGAUGGAAUUGCUAUUCAUCUGGACAAUGCCAGCUUAUCAAAUAGUGAUUUGAAUGUCUUUCUGAAGCAUUGGCUAUCUGGAGGGUGUCCCCGAUUGAAACUAUUCUGCGUCAAAACUGGUUCCGCGGAUAUCUUACAAGUACUCUCAGGUUUACUGCAUAAUGCCGUUUUUGUGGAGAAUCGUCGAGACUACACCAGCCCAUUUGGAUACAUCAGAAUCUUGUCAUUCGGAUAUGACAUCCAACGUGCGGAUGGUGUGACUGCUACAGUAUGCGAACAGGGGAAUGGAAGUUUGGUUAUUGCUGUUUGGCCAGAGACCACUCAUAAUUAUAAUUAA
Messenger RNA from Caenorhabditis remanei, 1011 nucleotides. RefSeq lists its product as uncharacterized. The record is from RefSeq and is a predicted model, not a curated record. Gene Ontology annotation, molecular function: protein binding. The transcript is spliced from 3 exons. NCBI's taxonomy places the organism in Eukaryota, Metazoa, Nematoda, Chromadorea, Rhabditida, Rhabditidae. Gene Ontology annotation, biological process: embryo development. The coding region runs from base 1 to 1011 and encodes 336 amino acids.